GCGGGACGCGCAGGGCACGCCGGGAGGUGUGGGCGGGGCCCGCUGAGGUUGUGCUGCGGGUCGCAGUGCCUCCGGUUGCGAUGCUCCGUCGGAAGCCGACGCGGCUGGAGCUGAAGCUGGACGACAUCGAGGAGUUCGAGAGCGUCCGGAAGGAGCUGGAGAGCCGCAGGAAGCAGCGGGACGAUGCCGAGGCGGCGGCGGGCGGCGAGGAGGCGGCGGCUAUCGGAGCGCUGGGCACGGAGCACAAGAGCCGCGAGCAGCUCAUCAAUGACCGCAUCGGCUACAAGCCGCAGCCCAAGGCCGGCGGCCGCACCGCGCACUUCGGCGCCUUCGAGUUCUGACGGGGCUGUCCCGGGACCCCCGGCAGCCCCGGGCCCCUCAGCCGGGGGUGCCUCGCCAUUCCCCCUCUUAGCUGUUACAUUUUUGGUUUUUAAGUUUGGUUAACACGCCUGUGAACGCCCCUUUGCCGAGUGUUUUGUUUUAAACAAACCCUUAUUUUUUAAAAUAAAAUAAUAAUAAUCCCACGACCUGGUGUAAAUGGCUGCAGUGACCAUGUGGGGGUGGAAACACCCGGACCACCCGUUCCUUGCUCCUGUGAGCAGGGGGAUAAAACACCGCGGGAGGAUCCUCUGGGAAAGUGAUCGGGUGAUCUUAAACCAGACAGUGGAGUGGCCACCUGAACCUCCUGAGAGAAUCAAUCUUAAAUAGUGUUAGAUCCAGGCAAACCCACAGGUUUAUCUUGCUAUUCUUUCACAACCUGCGUUUUUCUAGUAACUUGUAUUUCACAGAGCUCACCUAUGAGCUGGUUCAUAUAAUUGUUUGCAACAGCAUUUUGUGUUAAAAUCAGAAGUGUCUGAAAGGAGAGAGGGAACUUAUUUCUUCUCUUAUUUCUUAGAACUUAUUUCUUCUCCUUUCCCUUUUCUUCUAUUCUUUCCUCUCUAUUCUGCUAAAUGAAUCAGAAAAUGUAAAAUACUGUCACUCUUGAAAAGGCAAAUCUUUGAAUGAUAACAAACACCAGAUUUUCAAGUUAUUUUCAGUGUCAUCAACAUGCCUGCGCACAUUAGGCUCAUGUGGAUAGCACACACAUACACAAAAUCCCCCUUAAUAAUUUUUUAAUCUUUUGAAUCAUCUCUGCAUCUUAUCACUUUGGAAAGUUUGUUAAAUCUGUUUUGGCCCAAAGGUGCUUGUAUUUACAUGACAAUCUGUACAAAGAGCUGUUGCUCUUUGUCUUUUUUUUUUACUACCUUUGGGAAAAAUCCUUUUGCUGUAACAUUAAAAGUACUGGGGUUGAAAUAGUUAUUGGCCCAUAACCAGCAAGGUUUAUUUCAGUGAAAUCAUAAGGGAAAAACCCGCCCUACUCUGGUGGCCCCACUGAGAAGAAGGUGCUGGAAAUGUCUGAGAAGUGUUUUGGGAUAAAGGUGCCACAGUUCUGGUGCCAGGCACUGCUCUGUCCUUUCCCAAGGCAAGCAGGAAAGAAUCUCCUGUGUGUUACAUCAGCCAGUCCCAAAACAUCCCAGAGCUGCUUCAGUCUGUGUCACUGCUGGGCCCUGGACAGGGAAUGGCUGCAGGCCUGGAUCAUGGGCUGCCCACAUGCAUGGGGAGUGACAGCCCAGAUUCUCUGAGCAGCUUUUCCUUUGCACUUCCCUGUUCCAUCUCCAUCCAGCUCUGCUCAGCGUUACCCCAGCUGCCCUGGUUUGUCACCCCUGAAGUGGAGCUCAGGGCUGUUUGCUGCUUGGAUCAAAGGCCACCAAACAGCUCCUUAUGGCUGCUGGCACAUGAAAAGGCCAAGGGCACGUGGAUUCCUGCAGCUGGUCCCUAGACACCCCUCAGGAGGUGCUGGGCAGAGUGAGCUCAAAUUUGGUUUAGGUGAGAGGAAGGUGAGGUUUGGGGCAGGAGGAGUCUGGCACACAGCAGGGUGAGCUGAAGGAAGCAACUUAAAAACCUGAGCAGCCUCUUGGUGCUAGGGAAACUCUGCUCCCUGCAGCCUGGGCAAGGAGCAGGGCAGGCUGCCAUGGCCCUGGGCCUGCAGCAGGACACCUGCAGGGAAUUCAGGAGCUGGAGGCUCUCCCUGCCUCUGGCCAGGGAUGUUUCUGACCAUCUUUAGCACAAUGACCAGGGCUGGUUUUUCAGCAUUCCUCCAAAGCAGACUUCAGUUAAAUUCAGGCUUCCUGUGUUGUAGGUGCAUCAAAUUUCCGGUCAGGCUGGGAAAAUGUACAGAACUUCAAACUUUUCCAACUUGAAAAGAGCCCCAGGCUGGCCUAGCAAAGAGCUGCAUUUCCUGUCUAACACCACAGACAAUGAUCAGGGGCUGCUCUGCUGGGCUGGCAUUCCCAGCAGGCCCCAGCUCUAAGAGUACAACACCUCAGGAGGUUGUUACAGCUCCCUAAAACCCCUCUCCAGGGCAGGCAGAUCUGAGAGGCACCAAUUCCUCUUUCCAUCCCUCCCCAAGGCUGCAAAGUGUGACUGAGCUGGAACAAAGAGAGACUUCUCAGUGAAUCUCCACAUUCCAUUGCAGCAGCUUCAGGGAGCUGGGGAGGCCCAGGGGAUGCUGCUCCUCACCCAACCCCCAGCACCUGAACAGGAACACUGGGCCCUGCUGCUCCCUCCGAGGGUUGCACUGAGGACUGUUCCCAGAACACAGCCCCACCAGAGUAAAAUGCAAUCUAUUUUAUUGGUUAAUUAUGUACAGGAGAUUCUUGAUAUUCACAGUAACACCAGACAAGUUACCCCCACAAAGAGCAAGAGUAAAAACAAAACUGACAGUCCACUGUAAACAAAACUAGAAAUCCUGCUGGAUUGGGUGGGACUGGCUCCAGACAAACUCCAAAGGCACUCAAAGAAAAGCAACAAAAGCCCUCUGAGGGACAGGGCCCGGAUGCUCUGAGCUCCCUCCUCGGUGAUAUUCCGGAGGCACAGCGUGAGCAGGGCACAGAGACAGGCACAGGGUGGCACCCCCGAGCAGGACAGCACAGCCGAGCGCGCUGCACGUGGGUCACCCUUCCAGCCCUGCCCUCCCGUCUUACCAGGACAACUCAACUCAGCAGAGGGGCUGGGGCUGCCCCAGAGCUGCCGAUCCCGCCCAGAGGGAGCUCAGGCUUUGCUCAGGCUCAUGCACAGCACACAGUAACCUGGCUGAGGACACACCGUGCUGGCAUCUGGUGGCAGGGGGGAGGCUGGGACGGGAGGUCGAUGGCUGCUAUGGAUUGUCACAUUGAACUGGGGAAAGCACAGCCAUGGCAGGAAGAGCAGCCUGGACACGGCCCUUCCUCAGCUGUGCCCCAGGAGCUCAGAGCAGAGGGCACACAGCAUGCCCUGCUCUCCUCAGCCACCUCCCCUCUCACCUUCCCUGGGCAGCCCAGGGUGCCCAAACCUCCCCUCGUGCAGGCCUGGGAGCAGCUGGGGCACCUGAGAGCCCAGGUGAGCCCUGCCAGGGCAGUGUCCCCUCCCUGUGCAUGCUGCAGAAAGCUCUGUGCCCUCUCUGGGAACAGCAUGGGCAGAAGAGCUCAUUCUGAGGGAAACAAUUCCAGGGGCACAGGUGGAACAAGAAGAACGAGGCAGAAAAGCUAAACAAGAACCAGACUGACACUGAUGAGCCACAGCCUGAUCUCCAAGUCAUCCCUCAGACAAUUUGAGUCUGGCCACUUGGAUACACAGAAAAGUGGCUAAAAGGUGACAGCAAGAUCAGGCCAAGCAGCUUCUGUUCCAAAGAAAGACACAGCAAGAGGUAUAUGAGGUGACCAGUGCCACCACACAGCCACUCCUCACUCCAGCCUGUGAUUGUGAUGGCAACAAUUCCAGCCCCUUCCAGAAAAACCAAUGGCAGCAGUGACAGUGUCACCCUGAACUCCUUCAGAGGCUAAGCCCUACAGUGCAAACCUCCCACAUCAACCACCACCUCCAGCUUUUAACAGCUCCAGUUCUCUCUGACAAAGACUCAGAUUUCCUCUCAGUUCCAGCAGGAGUGGGAAGGGAUUGUCCAUUUUCUCUGUCCAACACUAACAUUCCUCCCAGCUCUCCAGGGAUGGGGAGGGUGAGGUUUCCCCUCCAUGAUAGCCUGGAGGGUACAGCAGAGUUUCACCUUUGUGACAGGUGCAGAGAGGGCACCAGGAGGUUCUGUCACAGAGAGAGCUCCCUUCAAAGAUCAGACUGGGGAAGGAAGCACUUUUCCUGUCCCUCAGCAGGAGGUGGCUAGAACUUUUCCAUGAAAAUAACUUUGCCUCUCUCACCCAGAUGUGAAUUUGCUAGAGAAAGCAGCUACAUAGGAACCUAAGCCUGCUUUUAACUCAGUUCCUUUUAUUCUCUAGUUGCGCUGUCCAGAGAAAACAAGAUGUCCAAAUAAACACUUGGCAUCAGCCCAGGAGGGCUUUCAUGAGGUGCAAUUCAAGCCCUGGUAGCAGCAGUUGUGGAUUUCCUUACAAAGGGUGGGAGGGUGGGCUCUGUGCAGGGACAGCAGCACCAGCACCAUGGAGCACCCAGGGACACAGGGAUGGCCUCACCCUCUAAGGCUCAGGGGCUAAAAAAUCUCAUUCCAAAGAUUAGCUUUCCUCAUAUAUCUGCUGCCAGAAGUCACCAGCAGCAUCUUCAGGGAAAAAAAAAACCCUUCCUGUGUGUGCCCAGAGGCUUUUUCCCAGCAGGAUUCCCUGUUCUCAUGGCAUGUCCCAGGCACCAGUCCCAGUCUGAAAGUGGUGCCUGUUCUCAGUGCCUUUCCCAAAUUCCCACUGUCUUCUCUUCUAGCCAGUUACAGGUACAAAGUGGGCAAUCUGGGUAGAAGGAAGACUCCAGCUUUGCACCCCUACCUCCAGCUUGGCAAAACCUUUUUAACAUCCAGGUGCUAAACCAGGGCAGCUCCCCAAGUCUGGCCGGGCACCAGCCAGGCAGGAGGGUGGUUCUGCCCCUUCACAGCCUGUCCUACCUGGGCACUGGGCAGAGCCCACAGCACUGACUGAGUUCUUCACUGUCCCCCACUGCACUGAGAACCUGCACCUCCAGCAUGGGCACACUGUGAUUAUCAAGACAAAGAGGAGUCAUUUGGGUCAGGAAUACCUUUUGAUUAUCCCACGCUGCUCCAAAUUUCACCUGAGAAAACUGAAGGCUGCUGUAGUCCUGUAUUUUCCUUCUCCUCUUCCCCAAAUCUCUCCUUUACAGGAAUGUGCUUGUUUCCCCUCUUCACCUCCAGCCAGGAAUACCUUCCAGCCAUUUUAACUUUAGUGUCAUGAAAUCAUUAUUUAGCUCUUGCCUCAUUUACAGAACCAGUUUUAGUAACCCAAAGCUUAGCUCUAUUCCAUCCAGGUGCAGCUCCACAGGAAGUACCUGUGGGUUCAAUGGUUUAUUGGGAAUCUUUUUGCCCUGUAAAUGCAGAACUAUUAUCUGCUCCAUAAUUGGGAAGGGAAAGCAGCCCAACUCAAGUGUUCUCCCUGGAGGCUGAGUAAAGCUGCUGGAUACAUCAGAUUAACAACACUCAUCAUCUCUGGUGGGCUUGGAGGGCAGGUUCAUCCAACCCCUGAAGCACACAGUUCACAUCCUUGGGUCAAAGUCCUCCCUCGCCAGGACACACCUGAGCGUGUCUGAUGUGCAGCACCAAAUCUUCCUCUGAGGCUGAGUCCUACAGCAAAAGGUGUCAUUGGCCCCAAAAACCACAAUG
Messenger RNA from Serinus canaria (Common canary), 5641 nucleotides. RefSeq names its product cell division cycle 26 (gene CDC26). The record is from RefSeq and is a predicted model, not a curated record. Lineage: Eukaryota; Metazoa; Chordata; Aves; Passeriformes; Fringillidae. The transcript has 2 exons. Gene Ontology annotation, biological process: anaphase-promoting complex-dependent catabolic process; protein K11-linked ubiquitination; regulation of mitotic cell cycle. The coding region runs from base 81 to 341 and encodes 86 amino acids. Gene Ontology annotation, cellular component: anaphase-promoting complex.